Molecule: messenger RNA, 1223 nt
Organism: Vigna umbellata (rice bean)
Lineage: Eukaryota; Viridiplantae; Streptophyta; Magnoliopsida; Fabales; Fabaceae
Source: RefSeq, a predicted model, not a curated record
AUGUGGACGCUAUUCGGUACUCAUAUAUUCAAUCCGCUGUUAUAUUAUACCUACCCUUCUUCUCCAGCCCAACUCAGUUUCUUCAGUAUCGCCUUCUUUCUGCCAUGGAUUCCAGCAGCGAAGUAGCCCUCGAUUUAACACCCUUUCUAAAAAUCUACAAAGACGGUCGCGCCGAGAGAAUUUCAGGCUGCGACGUCGUUCCGCCGGGCAUCGAUUCCGCAACAAAUGUCCUAUCCAAUGACUUCGUAAUCUCAAAAGACGACGACGUAUCAGCCAGGAUCUUCACUCCCAAACUAAGCGAUCAAAGCCAAAAGCUCCCCCUCCUUGUCUACUUCCACGGUGGGGGGUUCUGCAUAGAAACACCAUACUCUCCACCUUACCAUAAAUUCCUCAACUCACUUGUUUCCAAGGCCCACAUCGUUGCCGUCUCCGUUCACUACAGAAGAGCCCCUGAACACCCCGUUCCCAUCGCUCACCAAGAUUCCUGGUCUUCGCUCCAAUGGGUGGCCUCCCAUUGUAACGGAAACGGCCCUGUGGAGUGCCUCAAUCGCCACGCUGAUUUCGGGAAUGUGUUCUUCGCUGGGGACAGUGCGGGAGCAAACAUCGCACACCACAUGGCUCUACGCGUCGGAAUCCACGGCCUUCCGGGUAUCAACCUCCAAGGGAUUGUGCUGGUUCAUCCUUACUUUUGGGGCGUGGAGCGAAUCGGUUCUGAGGUCCAAAAGCUCGACCAAGUUCCCAUGGUGGAUAAUUUGUGGAGUUUCACUUGCCCUGCCUCGACAGGAUCCGACGACCCGUUGUUGAACCCGGCUAAGGAUCCGAAUCUGGGGAAGCUGGCCUCGAAAAGAGUGCUGAUUUGUGUUGCUGAGACUGAUUUGCUGAAGGAUAGGGGUUGGUAUUACAAGGAGUUGCUGGAGAAGAUUGAGUGGCAAGGUGUUGCUGAGGUGAUGGAGGCAAAAGGAGAAGGUCACGUCUUUCAUUUGUUCGAUCCAGAUUGUGACAGCGCUGUCUCCUUGCUCCAACGAAUUGCUUCCUUCAUUAACAACAGUUAAUUAAGGUUUGCAGUUCUGAAUUUGCAGGCAUCCUUGCUUUACUCGCAGUUAAGAAUUUGUCGCUUUUCCGUUUUGUUUUAUGUCAUGGAUUUCGUAUUGUUCAUCAAUUCAGAUGCUUAAUUAAAAACUCUGCUCCUACUUACAUGAAAAAUAUUUAAUAAAAGAAUCUUA